UAACAGGUGUCGAUGAGGGCUGCCCAUGGAGCACACCGCGAUAAGCUAUAUUGUCACAGUCACUCUGGAUGAGAGCGCCUCUGGUCGCGCGUCGCUCAUUUCGGAAGUGUUCGAACAGGUAUUUGCCCGGCUUGGUUUUCUUUGAAGUUAGGGGCAUUUAAACUCUAUUUUCUAACUGGAAUUAACCGAGGGGAUUUAGCGCAGAUUAAAAAAUAAAUAAAUCACUCAUUCACUUUCCUGGCAUCUCGCGCGCGCGCCCGGCGGCUCUUCGGCGCUGCGUUCAAAGUGUUCGCGUCGCUCCUGGUGGGACGUGGACUGAACGGAUUAACAGGACGUUUUUUUUUUUUUAUCUGCUUCGACAGAUUUCUUUGCUUCAUGAUGCAGAUGAUGCAGAUGUAGCCAGUGGAGGAAUGCAUUAAAAAGUGUUAUUGGUUGCCGAAAACCUGUGAAUUUUUGGUGUGGACGGUUACAUGUGAGUUGUAAAGAUUUUUGAUCCCUCAACUUGUUCUUCUCAGUCAUGGCAUUAAUUGGAACAUUGAAAGGGGCUUGAAAGAUGAAUUCUCUUUGAUUUUCUAAAAAUUAUACUUCAAAACACAUUAAAACAAUAGCCCUCCCCCCUCCUAAAUAAGGUGAAUUUGGCACCACCUCCCAUUUCAGCAUAACAACCCUCUCAGUGGCAGACAUGGUUUCCGUCUUUUGCUAAGAAAUAAACUGGACCGGAGGACAACGAGGGAAGUCAAAAGAAGUUUGAACGAGACUUUAUAGCUCAUCAGUUAGUUUAUUUUGUAUUUUGAGUCACCACCCAUCUGAGAAAUCCCAAUUUUUUCAGUGAAACACAGCUUCCCUUCCACUCCUCUCCACAUCCUUCUACACCUCUUCACACCAAAGAGGUUCUCGGAGAGGCUUCAUCCUGGCCGGCACCAUUCCAGCCAAGGGGGAAGAGGACUUCCUGACGCUGGCCGCUUCGCGGCUCAGCCGCAGGAAACGAGUCAUUGGAGCUGCUGUAGGUGUGGCCAUGGUUCUCAUACUGUUGGUGGCCAUUCCCCUUCUUGUCCAUACAACCAAAGGGGGGAACGCCGAAAAUGCAGGAAGCCAUUUUGAAAUGCUUGGAAGCUGCAGGAUGGUUUGCGACCCCUACACCACGUCUCAGCCCGGCCAGCAGCUGACGGCUGUGUCCCCCCCGCCCCAGGACUACUCGGGGAAGAAGCUUAAGUCUGGUUUCCGCGGUCCUCCAGGGAUCCCUGGCCCCCAAGGACCACGUGGACCCCCCGGAGAGCCCGGCAAACCAGGGCCACAGGGGCCCGUGGGUCCAGGUCCCGGGGGCUAUUCACCCUCACUCUACACUCCCAAAAUCGCCUUUUACGCAGGGCUACGCAAGCAGCACGAGGGAAGUGAAGUGCUGAAGUUUGAUGACGUGGUGACCAACGUAGGUAACUACUACGAGCCCAGCACAGGCAAGUUCACCUGUCCUCUGCCGGGCAUCUACUUCUUCACCUACCAUGUUUUAAUGAGAGGGGGUGACGGAACCAGCAUGUGGGCGGACCUGAAGAAGAACGGACUGGUAAGAGCCAGCGCCAUCGCUCAGGACGCCGAUCAGAAUUACGACUACGCCUCCAACAGCGUGAUCCUGCAUUUGGACGUGGGCGACGAGGUGUGUGUGCAGCUGGACGGAGGGAAGGUCCACGGAGGGAACACAAACAAGUACAGCACCUUCUCCGGUUUCCUCAUCUACCCGGACUGAAUCAAAUCCUUCCCGACGCAGAGCGGAACACCAACACACACUUAAACACAACCGCACCUACACGGACGUAUGCAAAUCAAUGCACAAUACACAGAUAUGCAGCCGCUCAGUUCCUGCUGGGACCACACACACACACACAAACACACUAAUGCAAGUUAACACACAUAUAUAUACAGGCAUACUGAGAUUAUAACAGAGUCGAGUAGCGUGAUUUUGAGCCAGCAACUCUCACUACCGGCAGCUUUUGUGCAAAUAUGAAUAACAGAAGAUGUACAGUAUUGGUGCGCAUAACAAUUGCACGCUCCGGCUUGGAAAUAUCUAGAACAAUUAACUGACAUUGUGAGAACUACAAUAUAACCAUCAGAAUAUUUGUUUUUCAAUGCAAUAAUGGGCCCCAUUGGCUGUGUUGCACUCCUUACUUUAUGCAUUUCUGCUGGUCAUUCCAACGACUUUGAUUCAAAUGGCCUGCGUUUCGCAACCCAUCAUUGUGAAAUGUGUUUUUCCCUAAAGUGAAUUACACCAGUUGAAAGGAAAUCCCUGUUGUGCUUCAUCCUGCAUCGGGGACAUACUGAUCCAAAUAAGGCCAUCUGAAUAAACACAGAGGUUAGAAGUCUCCCUCCGGUUUCCAUCAUGAUGCAGAAUAUCACAGCAAGACAAAACUAAACCGAACGUACUACAAGACAUUUUAGGGAGGGCACUUGUGUGAUGAAGUGCCAAGUGCACUAUUGACAAUAGAGAAUGUGUGUGUGUGUGUGUGUGUGUGGAUGUUGUAUGAGUGGAUAGACAUUGUUGUAUAAUGAGGCAUUAACCGCUGGAGUGUUUUAGUUACAUUAAAUGUUGUACAAUAUAUUGCUGGAAUCACACUGCCAUUCCUACUUAAUACCUUAUUUUUAAGAGACUCUGUCAAAUUAUCAUCAUAUGUAUCGACACAGUAAUCCUGGGUUGGGCUAACAGGUACGUCGAAUAGGCCGAGUAGACACCUGCUAUUAAAAAUAUCUAUAACUACCGUGUCUGUGUUCUUGCACGUUGUUUCGGCGGGGGUCAGGGCUGAAUGAAGACGUGUGUUUUCAUGACAAAUCCACAUAAAUCCAUGCAGACCGUUGUUAUAUUUGGAGUCACCGGAGAAUCGGAUACAUGACAUGGCCUCGUGGACACUACUGGCUGACCCACAGCCAUGUCUGCCUCCACAUGGAUUUCCAAUACGAUUUAAGACGCUAUUAAAAACACACACAUUAAUACUGCUACAUUGAUCUUUGCACAUAAUACACCAUGGAUAUACCAAAUCCUGCUGAUGUAUACAAGUUAAAUUUUACAUAUAAUCAGGUUUACAAACAAACCAAAUAGGUUCUGUGCUUGAUGGAUGAGGCGUGACAUCCAUCUAAAAACACAUUUACUGUGCUCUCUCAUUGGAUAAAAGUA
Messenger RNA from Pungitius pungitius (ninespine stickleback), 3160 nucleotides. RefSeq names its product complement component 1, q subcomponent-like 4 (gene c1ql4a). NCBI's taxonomy places the organism in Eukaryota, Metazoa, Chordata, Actinopteri, Perciformes, Gasterosteidae. The transcript has 3 exons. Bases 1016 to 1741 code for a protein of 241 amino acids. The record is from RefSeq and is a predicted model, not a curated record. Gene Ontology annotation, molecular function: protein binding.